UUUCCUUCUGGCGACCUAUUUCACAUUUCGUUUAGUAUUUGAUACACUUAAUAUGUUAACAGUUAAUGGGAAUUCAUCUAACCUACCUAGAAAUACCACCGCGUAUGUUCCUUCACCUACUUUACGCUCUUUCACGUACGACCAUUUGGUCGACUUUUCAAUAUCCAUAGCGCUUGCUCUAGUAUUAUUGAGGUUAGAGAAAACUCUGAAAAAAUUUAUACAAAUUCAACUCGAGUGAUGUACCCUAGAACGAAGGUGCGAACUUUUCGCCCGUUGAGUUUCGAAGGUGUAGUGCUCGUUCCUCUUCUGAAGAAAAAUACCGCCCUUGAAAAGUAAUAUCUUCGUAAAGUGUUUAAAUUUAUUCUUUUAAUUAAAAUUAAAAAGGGAAUUGAUAUGGAUAAUCUUUAAAGCCUUUACGGAUACCUGACUCGUUACGCAGCAAUAAAGCACUGGUGCUACUCAAAUCGUUGUUCGUUUAGGUACGGAGAUUUGUAUUGAAUAGUUUACAGAGCACACUCAUAUAACAUUCUAUUGAAUACUGAUUUCUUCUAUUUAUUAUACUUGAGUCUUUGUUUGUUUACACCCAAACGCAGGAUUCAAAUCAUGUUAUGUGAAACUAAAAGUAAAAAAGGUAUUGCAUUCUUUUAGUUAUAUUUCAUCUAAUGAUGACAUAUUUAAUCUAUGCUAAGUUACAGCGUAGAAGCGAUGAAGCCAAAGACAAUCAGCCUCAAUUGAAGCAGCAGAUAUAUCGUCGAAACUUAAAAGCUAAGCACUAUUCCUCCUCCUAUUUUGAAUUAUUAAAUGCCUAUGUAUCAAGUAAUAUUACUUGAAAACAGUCCCAAUUGAUGUCAAAACUGAGUAACUUAUGAGACAGCCGAUUCCAUCAUCAUAAGAACAUCGUCUUCUAAAACAGUUCAAAAACACCGCAUGCCCCUCCUUCUUCCUUCCUAGAACUGCAAACAACAACAUAUCUUUUCUUGGAUAAAAUUCGACCAGAGCUUUUUAGUCAAUAUCCAAAGACAUAAAUCUCUGAUUCACUCCUCAAUCUAAGCGAUUACCCAUUCAUUCCUUUAUAACUCUUCCAUUUGAAGAGCCAUAAUCGCACAGACCCCACGAUACUUCCAAUAUCUAUCCUCUUGAUAAAUUGCAUAGAUCAAGUCGUUCAUGACCUCCAAUUUCUACGAGGACAUCAAUACAAACCUUGAAAAGGAGAUGUCUAAAGAUACAGGAAAGAUAAGUUCACCCGCCGACAAAAAAUCUCGAAGUUUUGAACAUAUCGAUCAUGACCUGGAAAAUAACGUAGAGAUUGUGACAAGUGAGGAUGAAAAAGGUCUCAAAAGACAACUAAAGCCCCGCCAUAUGCAAAUGAUCGCAAUUGGUGGUUGCGUUGGAACAGGACUUUUUGUUGGUUCCGGAAACGCAUUAGCAGAUGGCGGUCCAGCAAGCAUUAUUAUAGCAUUCACAGUCAUUGGACUCUAUGUUAUAUUCACCACAAGUGCUCUAGCUGAGCUUUCAGUUCUCUAUCCCGUCUCUGGUUCUUUUUACACAUAUUUUUCUCGCUUCAUUGAUCCCGCCUGGGGCUUUGCAGUAGGAAUUCAGUACUGGUUAUCCUUCGCGGUCACCGUCCCACUAGAACUCACAGUGGCUCCCCUCAUUAUUAACGUCUGGCAUGCCCCUGGACGUGCGUCAGUCUGGAUUUCAGUCUUUUACGUGUUGAUUAUUGGGAUCAAUAUAUGGGGGACAAAAGGAUACGGUGAGGUCGAAUUUGUUUUGAGCAUCGUCAAACUAGUCGCCGUUUUCGGUUUCUUACUCCUUAGUAUCAUUAUCACCGCUGGAGGUGUACCGACGGAUACCAGAGGUGUCAUUGGCGUCUCCUAUUGGAAACCACCUUUAACGUUCAAUAACGGGAUUAAAGGCUUUUGCGCAGUCCUUGUCAUAGCUAUCUUCUCACUUUCCGGUACAGAAUUGGUAGGACUAGCAGCUGCUGAAGCAAAAGACCCUCAUAAGACAAUUCCAAAAGCAGUACGUCAAAUAUUUUGGAGAAUCAUCCUAUUUUACGUGCUAGCAUUAUUCAUGUUAACAUUGGUUAUACCUUCCAAUAACCCGCAUCUACGCACUUCUGGUGAUUCUGAAGCUCUUCUGUCGCCGUUCGUAAUCGCCAUUAAGUUAGCAAAUAUCAAAGCACUUCCAAGUGUUAUGAAUGCAGUAAUUCUCAGCUCAACACUUUCGGUUGGUAAUUCAGCAUCAUAUGCAGCAUCAAGGGCGCUUUUCGCUUUAGCCAAGAAUGGAUUUGCUCCGAAGUUUUUGUUGAAGACGAAUAAAAGGGGACAUCCAAUCUACGCAAUAAUCAUAACUCUAUCACUUGGAAGCAUCGCAUACUUCACAGAAGCAGGAGUAGGAGGCGCCCUUUUUGGAUGGCUUUUGUCCAUCUGCGGACUGUCCACUACGUUUAUCUGGGGAAGCAUAUGUCUGAGUCACCUUCAGUUUAGAAGAGCAUGGAAAGCACAGAAUCAUUCUUUAGAAGAACUUCCAUAUCUCAGCAUGUUUGGAGUUUAUGGAUCUGUUUACGGAGUUGUCAUGACUUUUCUAGCACUAGCAGCACAACUUUACGUGGCUAUAUUUCCAAUUGAUAGGGCGCCAAACCCUAUAAGCUUCUUUCAAGCAUACCUAGCAGCUCCCCUAUUAGUUAUAAGUUACGUUUCAUGGAAACUUUUGAAAAAAACGAGAAUUGUUAACAUAAAAGAAAUUAAUCUUGAGGAUGGUAUGCAAAUAGAACCAGAUAUUGAGCAACAAAUAGAAGAAAAGCCUUCUGAUGAAGAUCUUCUUCCCAUGGCCCCGAGCAAACUGGCAAGUGACGAGAGCAGCCAAUCUAGUGGUAUCUGGCAAGAUAAGGACGCGACGACAAUCGUUACACCGGAACCCAUAUGGCCUAACAAAUCUUUGAACAAAAAAUAGUUAGUUAAAUUUUUGAUGUUUUUUGGAAACCCACGGAUUCGUUCUGCAUGAUUAUAAUGUCAUUCUCUUAGGAAUAGAUAUAGCAUUAGUAUUAAAUUUGAUACAUCAAUACGCACAUUCGCAUAUAUAAAGAAGCGUUUUAGGAAAAAUUUAAGCUUUAAGAAU
Schizosaccharomyces octosporus yFS286 is the source of this 3120-nucleotide messenger RNA. RefSeq lists its product as uncharacterized. Gene Ontology annotation, cellular component: membrane. The transcript has 2 exons. The record is from RefSeq and is a predicted model, not a curated record. NCBI's taxonomy places the organism in Eukaryota, Fungi, Ascomycota, Schizosaccharomycetes, Schizosaccharomycetales, Schizosaccharomycetaceae. Gene Ontology annotation, biological process: amino acid transmembrane transport. The coding region runs from base 1165 to 2955 and encodes 596 amino acids. Gene Ontology annotation, molecular function: amino acid transmembrane transporter activity.